AUGUACUCCGGACAGGGUAUUAUGUUUAAUGAUUUCCAGAUAGAGCAGCAAUCUUUCAGAGAACUCAAUCGCCACGAAAAGAGCCUUGGUCUUCUUACCGAAAAAUUUGUCCAGUUAUUGAAGGAAGCUGCGGACUUUUUAGCUGUCCGACAAAAACGUCGAAUUUAUGACAUAACAAAUGUUUUGGAAGGCAUAGGACUUAUUGAAAAGCGUACCAAGAACAGUAUCCAAUGGAAGUAA
This is a messenger RNA of Dibothriocephalus latus, 240 nucleotides long. The record is from the annotation of a GenBank genome assembly. NCBI's taxonomy places the organism in Eukaryota, Metazoa, Platyhelminthes, Cestoda, Diphyllobothriidea, Diphyllobothriidae.